CGGCGGCGGCGGGGGCGACGGCCGCGGUCCCAGGGGCGGCAGCAGCGGCGGGAGGAGCCUCCGGGUGCACCCAUCAACUGUGUUUCCUGUGUUUCUUCUUGGUUCAUAGCAUCACAUCCCAGUUCUACAAGGCAGAGACCUCAUCCUCAUUCCCUUCUUCCUCUCCAUCACCACCUCACUAAUUUGGUGAGCAUUCAAAAUGGAUGAAAAGAGGCUGCUGGAUCCAGGGUUGAAAGUUCAUAAAGGCCUCUGGGAUUAUACUCUGAAGAACCAGCAGAUGGACUGCCUGAGUGACUGAAGAAAAUGGGUGCUAAUGCAUCUAACUAUCCUCAUUCAUGCUCCCCAAGGGUAGGGGGAAAUUCUCAAGCCCAGCAGACUUUUAUAGGGACAUCAUCCUACUCUCAGCAAGGCUAUGGUUGUGAAUCAAAAUUAUAUAGCCUUGAUCACGGCCAUGAGAAACCACAAGACAAAAAAAAGAGAACCUCUGGCCUUGCCACCCUCAAAAAGAAGUUUAUUAAGCGUCGGAAAUCUAAUAGGUCUGCUGAUCAUGCCAAGCAGAUGCGAGAACUCCUCUCUGGGUGGGAUGUUAGAGAUGUUAAUGCAUUAGUGGAGGAAUAUGAGGGAACUUCAGCCUUAAAGGAACUUUCUCUGCAAGCCAGUUUGGCUAGACCAGAAGCCCGGACACUGCAGAAAGAUAUGGCCGAUCUUUAUGAGUACAAAUAUUGUACCGAUGUAGACUUAAUAUUUCAAGAAACUUGUUUUCCUGUUCAUCGUGCCAUUUUGGCAGCAAGGUGUCCAUUUUUUAAAACACUGCUUUCUUCCUCACCCGAGUAUGGGGCAGAGAUAAUAAUGGACAUCAAUACAGCUGGUAUAGAUAUGCCCAUGUUUUCUGCUUUGUUACACUACCUUUAUACAGGAGAGUUUGGAAUGGAGGACUCAAGGUUUCAAAAUGUUGAUAUCCUCGUUCAGCUUAGUGAAGAAUUUGGAACACCAAAUUCCCUUGAUGUAGAUAUGCGUGGACUUUUUGAUUACAUGUGUUAUUAUGAUGUCGUCCUUAGUUUUUCUUCAGAUUCUGAACUGGUUGAAGCUUUUGGUGGAAAUCAGAACUGUUUAGAUGAAGAGCUCAAAGCUCACAAGGCUAUCAUUUCAGCACGGUCCCCAUUUUUUCGAAAUUUAUUGCAGAGGAGGAUACGGACUGGUGAAGAAAUCACAGACCGAACUUUGAGGACUCCCACAAGAAUUAUAUUAGAUGAGUCCAUUAUACCAAAAAAAUAUGCGAAAGUUAUAUUACACUGUAUGUAUACGGACAUGGUGGACCUCUCCGUUUUGCACUGUAGCCCCUCUGUUGGGAGUCUCAGUGAAGUUCAGGCUCUCGUCGCAGGGAAGCCAAACAUGACCAGGGCAGAAGAAGCCAUGGAACUUUACCACAUAGCACUAUUCUUGGAAUUUAACAUGCUUGCACAAGGCUGUGAGGAUAUCAUUGCUGAGAGCAUCUCAUUAGAUACUUUAAUUGCCAUCCUCAAGUGGAGCUCUCAUCCAUAUGGCUCUAAAUGGGUACACCGACAAGCUUUACAUUUCCUCUGUGAGGAAUUUUCCCAGGUCAUGACUUCGGAUGUUUUUUAUGAACUCAGCAAAGACCAUCUGCUUACUGCUAUCCAGUCUGACUACCUACAGGCAAGUGAACAAGAUAUCCUUAAAUAUCUGAUAAAGUGGGGUGAGCAUCAGUUGAUGAAAAGAAUAGCAGACAGAGAGCCAAACUUACUGAGUGGCACUGCUCACAGUGUGAACAAAAGAGGUGUGAAAAGACGAGACCUGGACAUCGAAGAACUUAGAGAGAUCCUUUCUUCUCUCUUAUCUUUCCUGCGAAUUGAACACAUCUUACCUGUAAACAGUGAAGUCCUAAGUGAUGCAAUGAAAAGAGGCCUGAUUAGUACUCCUCCAUCAGAUAUGCUUCCUAUGACAGAAGGUGGGAAAUCAAAUGCCUGGUUACGGCAAAAAAAUGCUGGAAUAUACGUUCGUCCUCGGCUAUUCUCUCCCUAUGUGGAAGAAGCAAAGUCAGUGCUAGAUGAGAUGAUGGUGGAACAAACAGAUCUUGUGCGUUUACGAAUGGUGAGAAUGUCCAAUGUGCCAGACACACUUUACAUGGUCAGUAAUGCCGUGCCACAGUGCUGUCACAUGGUCAGCCACCAGCAGAUCAGCAGUAACCAGUCAAGCCCUCCUUCAGUUGUUGCCAAUGAAAUUCCAGUUCCUCGACUCCUCAUUAUGAAAGACAUGGUCAGACGGCUGCAGGAACUACGACACACUGAGCAGGUGCAGAGAGCCUAUGCACUCAACUGUGGGGAAGGCGCCACAGUCAGCUAUGAAAUUCAGAUUCGCGUCCUGAGAGAGUUUGGUCUUGCUGACGCAGCUGCAGAGCUCUUGCAGAAUCCUCACAAGUUCUUUCCUGAUGAACGUUUUGGGGAUGAAAGCCCACUCUUGACAUUGAGGCAGUCUGGGAGAUGUCGAGUUAACAGCACCCCCACUGCAGAAACCAUGUUUACAGAUCUGGACUCUUUUGUGGCCUUCCAUCCACCCUUACCUCCUCCACCACCUCCAUACCACCCCCCGGCUACCCCGAUCCAUAACCAACUCAAAGCAGGCUGGAAACAAAGACCUCCCAGUCAGCACCCUUCACGUUCAUUUUCCUACCCUUGUAAUCAUUCGCUUUUUCACUCCAGAACGGCUCCUAAAGCUGGCCCCCCUCUAGUCUAUUUGCCAGGUGUGAAAGCAGCUGCGCCCGACUGCACCAAUGCCACAGGACUGGGCAGGCAGACGGUAGCUGCUGCCGCCUCCGCAGCAGCAGCAACUGAGAAACAAGUGUGUACACAACCUGUGCUAAAUGAUGUAAUGCCCGAUAUUGCCAUGGGUGUGUCCACGAUGUCACUUAAGGACAGGAGGCUUCCAGAACUUGCUGUAGACACAGAACUAAGCCAGUCAGUUUCUGAAGUAGGACUAAGGCCUCCCCAGCACCUCUCGUGUAUUCCGCAGAGGCAUACACACACAUCUCGAAAGAAACACACACUAGAGCAAACACCAGAUGCUCGAGAAAAUCAGCAGGAAUAUCCGGAUUUCUAUGACUUCUCAAAUGCCGCCUGCAGACCCUCUACUCCUGCUCCUGGCAGACGCACCCCUUCCCCUUCGCAAGGUGGAUAUUUUGGUCCCGAUUUGUAUAGCCACAAUAAGGCAUCACCAAGUGGCUUAAAGUCAGCAUACCUACCUAGCCAGACCUCUCCUAAAAAGCAAGAAGAAGCUAGGAGAGAAUAUCCACUUUCUCCUAAUGGGCAUCUACACAGGCAGAAGAAUGAGCCGAUCCACCUCGAUGUCGUGGAGCAACCUCCCCAGCGGUCAGACUUGCCUCUGGCAGCCCCAGAAAAUGCUGGCAAUGGUCCAGCCCACAUCAGGGGACGAACAGCAGUAGAAACCGACUUGACUUUUGGGCUGACUCCUAACAGACCCUCACAUUCUGCAUGUAGCUCUGAAGCUCCAGAAGAGAGAUCCAGUAGAAGACUGGCAGACAGCGAGUCUCUGGGCCGUGGAGCUCAGCGAAGUACAGAUUUGGAAAGGGAAGAUUCCAUAAGCAGAGGAAGGAGGUCACCGAGCAAGCCGGACUUCCUCUACAAAAAGUCUGCCCUCUGAGAGCAGCCUCCAAGUCGUCUGUGCCUGAGAUGUGAAACAUCCCGUAUGAUGUAGCCCAGCAACUUAGAGACCAGUUCAUUGGUGCCAGCUGAUAACUCGGUUUCACAUUAUUUUACUCUAGUUUUUGUAUAUACAUGUUUAUUAGACAUGGCAUGCUUAAGAGGGUUGUUUUGAAUGCUGCACCUGUCUAUUUUGUGUUUGAACAGUUGUGUGGGGAAGCAUUUUUAAGAGCAAGCAAGCUGGCACUUUUUUUCCUCCUUACAAAUAAUGGAAUUUUUUUGCACUUGUACAUUUAUUUUAUCUGUAUUGAUUUUAUACCAGUAUGUUAAACUUUAUUGCCACAUUUAAAGGACUGUAUUUUCAUACUUUUUUGCAUUUUAUCUUUCAUCUACCAAUUUCCACGUGCAUUGGAUUGCACACUAAGAUGUAUUUUCUUAUGAAAUAAUUCUGUUUAUUUUUUAAUUAGAGAAAUUCCAAAGAACAGCACAUCAAAAUGCUCCUCUCUCCUUUCAGUAAUUGUUUUAGUUGUUCAGUCUCCAUGAAUCUAAUGUCAUUCUUUUUUUACUACAUCUUGCGAGCUGGUCUUCAUUCCUCUAGCGGGAGUCCAAUCAGGAUCCUGAAGUUUUCUGGUUCAGUAAAGUACAGGAAGGAGAAAAGCCUUUUGUGGCCAGGCUGACACUGUUGCUUUAGUCACAGUGUGGACACUGUCAGACUCACCGCAGCUCCAGUGGUCUGGACUGGGGUGUCACUGGCUGAGGUUCUAAAGAGAGCAGAGUUCCAGGAGUCCCAACACAGUGGAAAUAGCAAAGUCACUUAAAGGUUGCACUACAGGAUUUCUGGUUCUGAGCAUCAACUCUCACGCCGAGCUGGGGAAACUACUGCUUGUUGCCUUCCGUUGUCUUGCUCGCUGUGGGAAAAACACAAACAAAAGGGCUUCAGUCUUACGGAUGUCAUUUGGUGUUUGUAAGCAUAUGUUUUCUGUUAAAUGUUUUUCAAAGUGUGUCUGAAUUUUUGUGUCCUAAAAACAGUUGUAUACUGCAUAAGGCUUUGUCACCAAAAAAGAAAAAGAAACCUUUUUUUUCCUUUUUUUAGGUGAAACACUACAUGUCCUACUUGAACUCCGUUGGGGAUGCUGGUUUGGGAAUUUACUGAACCACCGAGCACAUAGGAUCUUUUAGGAUCCUCUCCCUUGGAAGGGCAAUGUGUGAGCUAAGGACUGUUUUCUUCUUACUCUCCAAUGUAAAUAUAUUAAUAUUUGAGUUUUUAAAUCACUUCAACAUUUUUGGAGCAUUCACUUUGUAUUUUUAAAAACACAUAUACACACAGCCGUAGCACUUAGAAGAAAAGAGACUUUCUGAACAUUCCCUCAUAUAUGAAGGAUGUUUGGAGCAUCUUUUCUGUGUAUGUAUAUAUAUAUAUGAAACUAUAAAUCAUUCACACUCCAAAACUAUGCAGGGCUAGAGAGCCUUUACAAGCUACCAUAUAAAUGAAUUACAUGCACUUUUAAAUACGUAGGUUUCUAUUGGGUGUCAACAACUCUGAUUUCUCCCAAAAUUAUAGUUUCUCUUACAGUCUUUUCCUACCUUACCCUGUGGAUAUACACUCAGGAAUAAUCUGAAAUUUCAGAAACUCCUAACAGUAGGUGGUCUCAAAGGUGGGGAUCCCGCGGUGUGCCCGGCCCACCCUGCCGCGCGCUCUGCUGCCUGACCAGUUCACUGCUGCUAGUGCAUCCGCCGGUGUCGGCGACGCUGCAUGCUGAGCACUCGCUGACCUCCCAGAGCUGACACUAAUCUACUGUAAGGUCGGCUGCGCGUCGCCUUUGAGGCUCCUUUUUGUAAAGAUAGAAAAACAGGACUCUUCUCAUUUCUAGGAGGUUCAGCUCUUUAUAACAGAUGAUGGUGUCUUUUGAAGCCAAUCUCAGUCUGUCUCUUCAGAAACAAAAAUUGUUAAUUCCAUCAUAUUCCUUAAUGUGUAUUUAUAUAGAUGUGUUGACAUGAAUUCUUUUGAUACAGUUUUAAAUUUCUGUUCUGAAUUCAGACUGUACUGUGCUGGUUCUGCAAAUAAGAGUUGUGUAGAGCUAAUUUGGGUGGGAAGAAAACUCUUAGCUCUGACCUGUUUGCUUCUCCUUUUUUCAAAAAGGAAACAUGAGCUAUUGAUAUCAAUCAUUCAUCUUUCUGAAAAUUUAUUAAAUAUUCCUUCACAUCCCCAAAAUAUAAUUAUAAAAACAAGUGGCCACUGUUCAUAGUUUAAUUUAUGAAGUUUGAUUUUAAUAAUUUAGUGGCUUAUCUGGCUAAACCAUGUGUAUAGAGAGAAACUUGCUUUAAUCUCUGUGGGAUUGUGGACUGAUGUGACUUGCAGAAGGUAAACACGUGGUUUUGUGUGUGUUAGGGUAGGUGUUAGUGGACUUUUAAUGGGUAUUGUGAAGUAUGGUUAAUAGGGUAAGUUGAAUAGCUAUGUGCCUCUAGCUUUUGAACCCAUCUAUUCAAUCUUUUUUAAUGCCUAUUAAGCAUGAAAAUCUUUUAAUGCUGUACUAAGGUAAAUGUGAAGUCUGAGUAACAUUGCUCUCAGAAAAAAAGAAAAAAACAUAUCUAAUAUAAAAUUUAGGCCACAGGGCCUGGCAUUUACUUGGUGUAGAAAUUUCAUGAAAACCAAAUCUAAAAAUACCAAAUCUCCUCUUGAGGCCACAGACAAUCAGGCCGUCAGACAAUCGCCACCUUGGGUGCCCGCUGUGUUGAGGUUUAGGGAAUUACCAUUUAGAUCCUGAAGCUGAAAGAGAAGAUCCACAUUUCUUCAAGAUGAUGGUGGUGUGUUCUUACUAGAUUUUUGUUUUAGUUUUGUGAUUUUGAUGAAUAAGUUUAAAGUCACCUGUGACUACUAAGGGGAAAAAAAUAGCAUGAAAGGCAAAAAUUAUUCCUGAAAAAUCAUUUGAAUUUUUCUUGAACCCUGCCCUUUCUAACAGGCCCCUUUAGCUUUUUCUAUGCAUAUGCCCCUAGACUAAGCUCUUCUGACAUUUCACUAACCAGUUAGAUUUUAAGGAUUUUUUAAUGAGGUUUUUAUAUCUGAGUCCUUCAGUAAAACUCUUCAUGAAACUUCACCUAAUUCUUAUUUUUGCUUCCUCAAAACCUCUUCUUUUUAUUACAAUUGCUGUCCUUUACUGGGUUUUCUUUUGAUUUGUUGUCCAAGUUCACAUGGCGGGCAGUCCUCGUCCCUGCGUGGCGGGGAGGGAGCACAUGCAGGGGCCACAGCGGGUGCUCAGCCAGCCUCUGGGGGCAAAGGGUUCAUGUCUCAGUAACCACACAGCAAAAUACAUACUUUCUUAAUGGUUAAUCUGCUUUUUAGGGGAAAAUGUGUCCAGGAAACCCUUGUAAGAUACUUGUUUGCCAUUCUGAGGCAUUCAUGAUUUUAUCUUAGGACAGAACUCAAAGAAAAAUGUUUAUUUCACUUUUUUUUUAUUAUUUGGUUGUUUCAGCUUUUGCUUUUUGCUGAAAGUUACUGUUAAAGCAGCAGCAAUGGGUGCUAUUCCCAGUUCUGCCAUGGUUUACUUUGUCUACUGAGUAAUUUACUUUCAAACCUCAUUGCAGAUAACCUUACUAAGAGAGUCACCAUCACACACUACAAGGUAUUUCACUACUUGCCGUGGGCCCUGUUGUGCAGUGUGUUCCAGAUGUCUCUUUGUCGUGUAGAUUACAAUAGCUCUUCCAUAAUUGUUGCAUUGGCAAGUGUCUUGAUUUUUUCUCUUCUUCUAGAAAACCCUCAGAAGGGGUGUCAGUCUCCGAAUUUCUGAAUAUUAUAAUACUGUGGCCAUUUCUAUAGAAAGAUUACUUACAAGUGUGUGUCUUGCAAGUAACCUUGUGUUUGUGUGUUUACAUGGGUUCUGUCUAAGAGAAAAGCUCUUUCAGCUAAGUCACAUACCUGCAUGUGACUGUGCAUCUGGGUUCCGUGGGCAGGUGGCAUGGAAUCCUGCUCUGAGAUGGGGUGGCUGAAAGGUAGAUUCCUGAACUCCACUUGCUAUUUAUGUGCCACAUCUAUACUUCAGAGAGGUGGUACCUUCUAUACAACACUGCAUUUUUUGUGGUUGUGCUGUUACUGGUAUAAAGUCAAGUGCCUUCAAUGCUAAAGGCUCAGAAAUUUUUCUUAAACUGAUUUCAUGUCCUAUGCAAGUGUUUUCUACAACCUGCAUAACCAGUACUUUGUAAAACUUGUUUACGCUUCAAUUGUACAUAGUGUUUUUUAAAGAAAUAUAUAGUAUUUUUAUUUAGGUACCUCCAAACUUGAAUUCGUCUGUGUGAAGCAUUGUAAAACGAUACAUUUCUCUUUUGAGUAUCAUUACAGUUGUACAAAGGUUUUCACUGGUUCUAUUUUUCUACUGUUACUGAUAAGCAUGUAACACUGACUUUAUCCUACAUAUAGUUGGCAUUUCAAAUAAAUGGCUUGUAUAGAA
This is a messenger RNA of Manis javanica (Malayan pangolin), 8116 nucleotides long. Lineage: Eukaryota; Metazoa; Chordata; Mammalia; Pholidota; Manidae. The record is from RefSeq and is a predicted model, not a curated record.